Phragmites australis (common reed) is the source of this 1346-nucleotide messenger RNA. RefSeq names its product bZIP transcription factor 11-like. Gene Ontology annotation, cellular component: nucleus. Bases 459 to 890 code for a protein of 143 amino acids. Gene Ontology annotation, molecular function: DNA-binding transcription factor activity; transcription cis-regulatory region binding. The record is from RefSeq and is a predicted model, not a curated record. The transcript has 2 exons. Gene Ontology annotation, biological process: positive regulation of DNA-templated transcription. Lineage: Eukaryota; Viridiplantae; Streptophyta; Magnoliopsida; Poales; Poaceae.
CUUACCAGCCACCACGACUACUAUUGCUCUUGUUAUUUUUUUUCUUCUCACGAAAUCUCACCACAUUUCCAUCUAUAAAUGAGCCCCUCUUCCAAGCCUCAAUUCCCUUUUCCUCUCCACCCCUCCUUCCUCACUAAGGUUCCCUUGCUCCUGCCCUGCAGCCCCUGUUGCAUGCCAUCUUUCUUGCAAGAAUCUCUUGUCUUCAAGCCCUACAACAUCAUUGUGUUCUUGAUUUCCUAGAUUUGCUCUUGUGGUCUUCAGUCAUUGUGCUCCAAGGAAGAAACACAGAAUCUUUUUUCCACUGAAAACCAAGAGUUUCUGGGAGACCAUACAUAUAUUCUGUUUCUUGACGAGACAUACAUCUUUGGAACAUCCACUUGUUUGUCUUGUAAAGGUGUAUAAAAUUUUGGCCAGUUGAUCGAUGAUCGACUAAAGAGAGGAAGGUCGUGGCUUGUUUGAUGUCACCAAUCCUCUCUGAGGUUAUCCUCUCCAGAUUUAUGAUCAGCUCGACGCUCCGGCGAGGCUCCCAUCUUGUCCUCUCCUUCUCCGUUGUGUUCCUCUACUGGUUCUAUGUCUUCUCUGUGGACCAGCUGAGGAUGCAGAAGCAGCAACUCAACACAGCACUGAACAUCACAACUCAGAACUACGCGGCAGCAGAAGCCCAGAAUUCAGUGCUGCGCACCCAGAUGAAGGAGCUGGAGAGCUGGCUGUGCGAGCUGUGUGAGAUCAUACGAUACAUGAAUGCAAACCAGUUUCCUAAUGCUGCAACAGUCACUAAUCCAUUAACCCUCAUGAGCGCAACUACAGAUUACGACGCUUUUGGCCUAAGCGCAUGGAACUCAGGGAUGCAGAUGGUGCAGCAGCCCAUAGAUCACUUGCUGUACCAGUGAUUUUAGCUAGGAGGAGGUAGUGGCCAAGAGAAACAAGGCAUCAGUAUAUUAUGCAUGGUUAAUUGUUGUAGGGCCAUUGUGUCACCACUCAUCAGUGGUCUUUUUCUUUUGAUUUGUUUAUGUAAGGGGCAGUAGGUGCAAGGCAAUGGUGUGUUGGCCUUUUGCUCAUGUUGGUGGUAGAGGGAUAUCACAUUGGUAAGUGACAAGCUGUCUUUUGGUAUGCUGUGAGGUGCUGCUUGUUUGGUUGGUGAGGGGAGGACAGGGAUAUAGUUGGCCAUGGGAGGCAGAAGAAUUGGCAUCUGGCUCUUCACUCUUGCUAAGUGCAAUGAUGCUAAAUUAUUAUGUGUAAUGUCUUGAAUUUCAUUUUCUUGGUUUAUAAUAUUCUAGUCAACAGUAUAUACCCCUUUGUUAUCUUGUACAACGCUGGAUCCUUUUUCCAAUUGUUUUGGACAGUAA